GAGCUCCGUCACUUUCCGUUCGCCUCAACUUUUUCCCCACGGUCAGAAGUGAAGGGUGCAGGAGCGCGCGCGCGCGCGCACGCGCACAGCGCGGCACCGGCUGCGAACCAGGUGUCGGUGACGUGGCUGUGACGCAACGGCAGCUCCGGCCUCAGGUGCGAAGGACGGUUGAGGCCGAACGCCCCGCGGAGAGCCGUGGACACAGAUGGAGAGCAACGUGGCGGAGGUCGGCGGAGAGCCCGGCGGAGAGCCCGGCGACGGGCAGCGCGCGGAGAAGCACGCGGCGGAGUGCGCGCGCGACGGUCUCGCCGACUCGGACGACGAGCACGAGGAGAUGCUGUUCAGAGACUCUCUGAGAGAGCGGCGCAGGGCCAAGUCUCUGCCCGCGUACCCGGAGCAGGCGCGCGCGCUCGAGGCGCUGUCCCGCCGCCGCUGCAGCGGCAGCAACAAGUCCGUGCGCUUCGCCGACUCGCUCGGGUUCUCGCUGGCCAGCGUGAGGCACUACAGCGCGGCCGAGGAGCCCCGCGUGCCUCCCGCGGCGCUCUCCCGGCUGCGGAGCUUCCCGCGCGCGCCGCGCGAGAACUCGCGUCUCGCGCCGGCCGCCGCGCGCCUCGUGCCCGCGUUCCCGAUGCCCGUCGAGUGCGGCAGCUUCGAGGGGCUCGCGAGCCAGCGGCACGUGUCUCUGGAGCAGGUCGUCGCGGGCUUCUUCGACGUGACGGGGCUCAUCAGGGUGCCCGCGUGGUGCCCCGCCACGCACGUGGGCGUGAGGUACACCUUCAACGAGUGGCUGUCGUUUGUGGACGCGCAGGCGGUGCGCGCCGCGCCUCCGGACGCUCGGGGCAGCGCCGACGAUGGGGACUGCGCUCGUGACGACUGCUGUGACAAUGGUGACGAGGAGGGGAGCGGCGCGUGCCAGCGCUUCGCCUUCACCAUGCUCGUGCCCCCGCUCCUGGACGCCAGCAGCUCGGCGGUGCACUUCGCCGUCUACUGCAGGACGGAGCAGGGGGAAUUCUGGGACAACAACGGGGGGCACAAUUACACGCUGCGCUACCAGCGCGGCCCGUGGCGCGAGAGCGCCGACUUGGAGUGACGGCUCACCCGCCCAAGUGCCUCGCGCGUGCUGCACAUACUGCACGUGCCCCUCAGCGGGCAGGUGCCUACAUGUGCUGGAAGGACGGCAACACACACUGGACAAAUUAACAACUUUCUAGAAUCUUCCACGGCUGGAAGGUUGACGGUGAAGCGGUUGAGCUGUCGCCGAGCGCCACGGAAGGUUCCUAGUUCGAAUCCCAACUCCUUGCUGAAGCGGGGCAGUAAAAUUACCCUGCUGUACACAUGGGUUCAUCAUGCAGAAGUUGAUCGUGUGACAGGUUGGGGGUGGGGGCAUCAGAUAAAUCUUAUGUUUUAAAGCAUAAUUAAGGCUAUCUGAAUUAAACUCGUUAUUUUUUCCGUUAGAAAAUCAUUUUCUAUUGCUUCCAUAUGGGUCAGUGGGACCUGGACCCCAAACAGCCCAUUGAAUUUGAAACGUGGUUCCCUAUGAGCCUGUUCUGUGGGCUGCGGGCCGCUACGGACGUAAAGGACGCUCAGUGGACCCUGUCGUUCAACCCAGCGAAACGUGUUCAAACCGGGAACCUCUGGAGGAAGAAAAAAAAGUUUUUUUUUU
Scleropages formosus (Asian bonytongue) is the source of this 1663-nucleotide messenger RNA. It is a transcript of the gene ppp1r3g, whose product is annotated as protein phosphatase 1 regulatory subunit 3G. The coding region runs from base 206 to 1090 and encodes 294 amino acids. Gene Ontology annotation, molecular function: glycogen binding; protein phosphatase 1 binding. The transcript has a single exon. Gene Ontology annotation, biological process: regulation of glycogen biosynthetic process. Gene Ontology annotation, cellular component: protein phosphatase type 1 complex. Lineage: Eukaryota; Metazoa; Chordata; Actinopteri; Osteoglossiformes; Osteoglossidae. The record is from RefSeq and is a predicted model, not a curated record.